This is a messenger RNA of Triticum turgidum subsp. durum (durum wheat), 1023 nucleotides long. The record is from the annotation of a GenBank genome assembly. Lineage: Eukaryota; Viridiplantae; Streptophyta; Magnoliopsida; Poales; Poaceae.
AUGGAGCAGCAGGCAAUCCUCGAUGCCCUCCAAUCGGAGGCAAAGGCGGAGGCCAACCGCCGUAUCCUCCAGGUGGAUCAGGAAGCAGAAGUCAACGAGAUGCUUGCCGAUAUGGUCGAGUGCUCCUACGCUCCUAUCUACCCGGUGCCCACCAUAGAGAUCCGACGAUGCCGAAGCGCAGUUGAGGCUAGUGUAAUUUGCGCAUUGAGCUGUUCGCAAAUGCUAUACACGAUCACACGGACGGACCACGUAGAUACUUUGCUUGCUUCCACCCCCAUCCAGAGAUCCUACCCACAGGCUCCUGAUAAACACCCACCUCCUCUAGAGUCGGCAUAUGGCAGCAAACUCCUGAUAAACACCACCUCCACCGAGAAGAAAAGCCUCCGGCCGGCGGCAACAAUGUGCGGCCGCGACGACGACUGCUACCUGACGAGGGAUGAAGUCAAGUACCUCUUCAUCUGCUUCGGCGUCGUCGCGGUCGUGGUCCUCCUCGCCGUCCUCCUGGCCGCCUUCGUCUACCUCCGCCACGUCACCAUCACCGUGGAGGACGCCUCGCUCACCAGGUUCGACCUGCUCACCUCCCCGGUGACGGGGAUCGCCUACAACCUCUCGCUCACCCUCAAGGUCCGCAACCCCAACUGGGCGAUGAGCAUGAAGAACGUGGAGCCGUUCGUCGCCGCCUACAGGUUCGACGGCCAGCAGUUCGACCGCGUGCAGGUCGCCGCCACGGGCGACAAGCACCCCGCCGGCGCCACCAGGGUGUACCACCUCACCUCCUCCUCCCAAGGCGCCUUCGUGUCGCUGGGCAGCGCCGGCGAGCAGGAGUACAAGAAGGAGAGCAAGACGGGGACGUUCGACGUGGAGGUGGCGCUGUCCCGCAAGGUGAGCUACACGGCGCGCUACACCAAGUGCAAGAUCGAGGCCGUCUGCCCGCUCAAGCUGCAGCUCGUCAAGCCCGACGCCACCACCGUCGUCUUCCAGAAGGUGACGUGCAAGCUACACAAGGCCGAGAAGAACUGCUAG